Molecule: messenger RNA, 1460 nt
Organism: Melopsittacus undulatus (budgerigar)
Lineage: Eukaryota; Metazoa; Chordata; Aves; Psittaciformes; Psittaculidae
Gene: NTS
Product: neurotensin
Exons: 5
Coding region: 174-668 (164 amino acids)
Cellular component (GO): extracellular region; axon terminus
Molecular function (GO): neuropeptide hormone activity
Source: RefSeq, a predicted model, not a curated record
GAGCUUCAUCAGGAGGCGAUGUCGGCAUCGCCGUGACAUCACCCCGCGGCUUAUAUAGUUGGAAAAGGGUCUGGGUGCCCCGUCUGGUGCCUGCAUCCGCCCCGCCAGCCCGUGUGCAAGAGGACUCGGAGCGGAGCGGCGCUGCUCUGUCUGUCGAGGGCGGCGCGGCAAGGAUGAGAACCCAGCUGGUGUGUGUCAUGCUGCUGGCCUUGGCCUCCUGCAGCUUCUGCUCAGAUUCAGAAGAGGAAAUGAAAGCGUUAGAAGCAGAUUUAUUGACCAGUAUGUACACAUCAAAGAUUAACAGAGCAAAACUUCCUUACUGGAAAAUGACCCUGCUAAAUGUCUGCAAUCUUGUCAACAACAUAAACAACCAAGUGGGGGAUACAGUAGAGGUAGAUGAAGAGGAUCUCGUUUCAGGAAGACAGUUUCCUGCUGCUCUGGAUGGCUUCAGCUUGGAAGCAAUGCUGACAGUAUAUCAGCUUCAAAAAGUUUGCCACAGCAGAACCUUUCAGCACUGGGAGUUACUUCAGCAAGAUGCUUUUGAUCUAGACAACUCAAGCCAAGACAAGGAAAUAAUGAAAAGAAAAAAUCCCUAUAUUCUGAAACGGCAGCUACAUGUGAACAAAGCUAGAAGACCAUACAUACUCAAGAGAAGUUCAUAUUACUGACGCAGCAGAAGAAAACAAUGUAUAUUUAGUUUCUAGGUUACUGUGUGUUAUAGUUAUCUUAUUUAAAUCUAAAAUCAUACUUGUGUGGAAAUAUAUUAUAGAAAAUCAUUAGGUUGAUAACAUAACUGUGUCUUUUUUGCAAUUGUUGUUUUGAUUGUGAUUUUUUCCUACUUGAGAUUUAUUGGACCGAUACAUUUGCAAAUAAAUUAGUUUCUAAGCAUGACAUAUUGUACAAAACUGAGAUUUCAAUGUAUUUCCAACAAUAUUGUAGUCUUUUCCUAUUUUAUAAAGCACAUCAACAUAAACCAAGUAAAAUUGAUACUGUUCAUAAACCCUAUUGAGAAUCUUACCAUUUCCUAAUGCAACACCUCAAAUAUGUAUACACUUGAAAAUUUUUAUAUAAUAUACUAGUCAGAAUUAGCACAAUAUUUUAUAUAUUGGCCAGUUGAAUUUAUUAGGGAUUAGGUAGAAGGAAGGAACCAAAUAUUAUCAUCUAACUAUUAAAUGGCAGUUUUAAAAUUCAUGUUCUAAAUACCCUGCAUGUAAAUAAAUUUUCAUUUUUUGGAUCUUAACUUGCCACUGAAUAUUCAUAAUUUAAGAAAACAAUACAUAAAUGAGACUUUAACAAAAUAUGCUAGUGAGAACAAACCCUGCUUUAGAGUCUUGUGUAUCACUGACUAAAUAUGAAAAGAGUUUAUUAAAUCAGUAAAAAAAUUUAUGGUGUUUGCCUAAUAAAUGAAUGCUCAGGAAAAAAAAAUAAAGAAAAAAAAAUAAAAAAGCUUAUUCAUGCUC